UCUUAACUAAUUUUAAUCAAAACAUGUGAAACACUAUCCAGCGCUUGAUGUAAGCCUGCCUGAGCUGAAUCUCAGGGUCGGCCCCAGUUUGUUGCCUUUGGCUGCAGCUCUCUCCGCGGUUUGGGAUAUGGCUUGUCACUCUCACAAAGCAGAUGUUUGUCCAAACUGCCAAAAAGAAACAAAAACAACAUUGUGGGGAAGUGGAGGGGUGGGUAAGAGAAAAAAAGACAGAACUAUGACAGGAAGGUUGCCAUGUGGAGUCCUCCUGGAGGUAGGCAGAAGGAGGGAAACUGAUUUCUGGUUCAGCUGAGGUCUGUCCCGGUGUUGUCUUUGUAAUACAUCUGUUUCAACACCGCAUUCGGACCUACUCCCUCCACGUCAGACCCGAGUGCAGCACCAGAUACCGGAUACUUAACUUUAAUCAUCGUUCGGCAUAUUUAGCUGGAUAUGAUACCAUUGCUCUCCACUCACCCACGCACUCUCCCAGACACACACACACAGAGCAGAAAGUGAGCAAGCAAAGGGAGAGAUCCAUUUCUUUGAGGCCCUGGUGCAGAGCAGAGGUCGGAGUGAGGAAAGCAGGGGAAAGAAUGUGCAGCAGCACUACAACACCACAGCAGACUGGUGCUGGAAAAGGCUGAAACCUGAGAGGAGGCGCUGUGUUGGGUGUCAGGCCUGGAAGGUGCUGUGAUGGAGGGGCAGAAUAGGGAAGAUGGGAGAGGGGAGGAAAGAGGCAAGAUGAGAGAAAGCUGGAGAAAAUUAAAGAGAGUUGGACAUUAGAAAAAAGGGGAAGCGGAGAGAAGAAGAGUGGGUCAUUUCUGAGAACCGUGGGACCUCGCGGUGGUGUAGGGUGUCCCGCUCUGAUUUCUGCCCAUUCCGGAUCGGGUUUCUCCUCCAAUCCAGUUCCUCCAAAGCCACAGAGAGACGUUUGCAGAAAGCACAAUGAAUGAACUCCUGGGAUGGUACGGCUACGACAAGGUCGAGCUCCGGGAGUCCGAGGCCAACGAAAUCAGGAACUACAGAGAGAGGCGUCAGCAUGUGUCUGUGCUAAAAGAGAACUCCUUGCCAAAACCCAAAAGCUUGGACUCCAAAGUCAGUCACUCGGUCUUGACCAUGAAGAGCGGAGAGAGAGAAUCCUUUAAUAUCCUGACUUCUUCACCCUCUUCUUCCUCUACAAGUUCAUCUCUGACCUCCCCCAAGGGUGCCCCUGUCAUUGUUCCGCUCAUAAAGCCAUCAGCAGUGGAAGAUGUACAGAAUGUGCAAAUAGUCUGUGUUUGGUGCCAGAAGGAAGGUGUCAAACGAUACUCACUGUGUAUGGGCUCAGAGCUCAAGAGCUUCUGCAGCGAGAAGUGCUUCGCUGCCUGCAGGCGAGCCUACUUCAAACGCAACAAGGCCAGAGAUGAAGACCUCCAUGCUGAGAGAUCUCCUCAGCACCCACAUCCAGAGGAUUCACCCCGACUGGUGUUAAAGAUAAACACCAGUGUCAGAUCUCUUUCGCCUGUACCGCAGGUUUGUGACUGGUGCAAGCAUAUUCGGCAUACUAAAGAGUACCUGGACUUUGGAUCUGGAGAGGAACGACUUCAGUUCUGCAGCGUCAAAUGUCUAAACCAGUACAAGAUGGAUGUCUUCUACCGAGAAGCCCGUGCAGCUCUCACCAGCACCAGUUCCAGCCCAAGCAGGUCCAGUCAGGAAGGGAGGGUGGACGGAAGCGUGGUCGGGCAGAAGUUACUCACUCCUGAGUCUUGGAACAACAGCAACAAUCCUGGAGAAUCACGAAACCGAAAUGCCUCGCCUAAAGCAUCUGCAUCAGUUCACGGGACAGUAGAAUCCACGUCUGUCUCCUCCUCAGAAGCACCAUCUUCUUCUUCCUCUUCUUCAAAAAUCUCCGUGUCAGGGCUCAGGACUCUGGAGAGAUCCAUCCAGCCACCCCCACUGCCUUCUACAGCAGAGAUGUUGUCCCAUGCUUCUCCCCUUCCUCCUCCACUUAUUCCUCGCCCACACAUGGAUCAGAAACCGUUACCUCAAAUUCCCUUACCCUUCAUCAGACCCCCUCUUCAUGCUCAAGGCCUAAAAAGUCCUCUUUCCAAUCCUCCCAGACAUUCAGGCCCAGCCUCUAGCCCUAUCCACAGACCCACACACUCUCCACACCUACAGUCCUCCACAUCUACUUCCAUGAAUCCCCCUGGACUCAUGCAUCCCUUCCCAGGAGCAUAUUUCCCUGGCUUGCACUCCCCUCCACUGAACAUUAUGCCAAGAGGUCCUGUUCCAGUACCUCCCAUAAUGAAUUUUGGUAUUCCUUCUUUUAGUCCUCUUCUGCCCCAACCCACCGUCUUGGUGCCUUACCCCAUUAUCGUUCCCUUGCCUGUCCCCAUACCCAUUCCGAUUCCAAUUGCAGUCCCUCCCAAAGUAGCCCUUGACACUCCAAGUCACUGCGGAGUUAUCCAGCCUGUGCCAGAAGGGUUAGACAGGAGUAGAUCUAGAACAGGAAGGCCACCAUCCCCCGUCGUCUUUGAAGACAGCAGAUCAGAUGCCAACAAAUUGGGUGCAAACCUUUCUCGAAGCCUCACUUCACCAAGUGAGUCUAACUCAAGGGACUUAGAUUGGGUUAAAUCAGAGAGGCAGUUUCUGUCUCCAACAUUUACAUCUCAAAGUAAAGCAUCCUCCCCCAGAGCAGAUUCAGAGGAGCUGACAGACUAUAAGCAGACACAGACAGAGCGACAAGUCAUCCAAAGGGUUCUUCAAAGAACCCAAGUAAAGGUGGAGCCAAGUGCCAAUGGAAUGGGAGACCCAUCAGGACUGUGGGAGUCAGGAUCUGGGCAAGUUAACAGAUCAGGGCUCCACAAUGUCAUCAAACCAGCCCCUCCUUUAGCACAAUCCCCUUCACAGGACACUGUCUACCAACAUCAGGACUCCAACACUCCACCUUGCCAGACCCCACCAAGCCCCACGGAAAGCAGCCACUCCUCUGUUCUGACAACUCAGGACUGUCCUCAAAAUGGCACAUCCUCCUCAUCCACACCUGUUAGUAUGGACACUUCUCUACGACCAGCACCAACCCAAGACCCUUCGCUUAGUGAGCUGGAGGCUAUCAAAGAAAAUAAGUGCUCUGCUGUUAACCCGGCUGAGAGACCCGUCUGUCAGUUAGAAGGACCCUUAACAGUAGAUGGGGAUGUGGGAGAGGACCCUCAUGUUCUAGAUGAGGACCAUGCUUAUGCCUUGCCCACAGCUCCAAAAACUGGUGGGACCACCCCUCCCUUACUCUUGCCCAAACUCAGGGACAAGGGUAGCUUGCGGGGUCCUGCCAACAUACCCAGCGCGGGGGAUAUGGAGCCAGCUCUGAAGAGGCGGUGCCUUCGAAUCCGAGACCAGAAUAAAUAGAGGAUGGAGACUCCCUGUUGGACAUCAGCUGAAUGACACCAGUGCGAUCAUCCUCCAGCCUGCCCCUCAGCCGUAGGCGUUGCUCUGCCUGUACCAACCAGCAGGGCGCCAACCCAGGAAGCAGUCCAGAUGGCCGAGUCAUCACAGGUCAACAUCGCACAAGAAGAACGCACAACACAGCCACACAUUCUGGACCAAAACGUAUCGCUGAGCUCAGUGGGCGCUUGACAGGGAGCCACUCAGAGCCUCAUCUUGUCUGACAUUGCCCUCAAGCGUUUAUGUGAGUACAAGUUAGUGCGGCUGCUCCUCCUCCUCUUCCUACUCCUCCUCUCCUUGCUCAACGCAUCAGACAGCGCUCUGAUCAGCCUUGUGUGGUCUUCUCAGAUGGAGCCUGAACAUGAUCUCUUUCCAGGGGAAACGGUUUGUUUUCUCUGCCCAGCUUUUGCACAAAGAGCCACAUUGUUCCUCUCCUCAUAUCCCACACUGACUCCCGCUCUCCAGGUUUUGGGUUACCUGGCCGAUUGGGGCUCAGACUUCAGGAGCUUUUUAAAAUUAUUUUGGGCAGCAGCCAGGAAUAUAGUAUAGCCUUUUCUCCUCCGCUUAUACGCCCAAUAUAAAUACAGUGCACUCUAUCCCUCACAAGUGAUCACCUGAAAUUUGCCAGUCUGAGAGAAAACUGCGUGGAGGAAAACUCUAUCCUUGGGUAAGUUUUUCACUGUGUUUACAGAAUUCCCGAGGAGACGUUCGGUUUUCUCCUGAACACCUAUGAGGAUCCGGAGAAAUUCUAAAUAUCCAAGAUCACUAAUCGUCAUUGCAACGCUGGUAUGUAAAAGAGUGGUUUGCAGAUCAGCUGUGUCAACCAAACAUCAGAAAUCAGAAUGACCUGUAGCACCGAGUGCCAUGCAUGUUAGAACUCGCUUCAGACAUGACAGUGUAACUGAUCCAGAUUUUCUUUUUUUUUUUUUUUUUUUUGCUAAAUGUUUUCGGCUCUGGUUUACGAAAAUGAAAAGAUCAGACGUAUAAUAUUACCAGGUGUGGUAUUUUACACAAAAGCAUCAAAUGCUGUAGCAUACAGUGAUCAGUAUUACAGGUGGGGAUUCCUAAAUCCAGACGGAUCACUUUGGGACUUGUCAGCACUUGUCCCAUGUUUCUAGUUACUCUACACAGACAAUAUUUGAUGUUAUAAUAACUUAUGGAUGAAGAAUCUAUAGAUUUUCACAAAAAUGCUUUUGUCAUUUACAUUUUUUCUUCUUUGUUUUUUAUUAUUAUUAUAAUGUUUGCUAAAAGCCCUCCUUCAGUGCCCUUUGUUUUUUGUGUUUAUAUACUGCAUGCCCACUAGGGGGCAGUGUUUGACUGUGUUACUUUGCACCUGCCCAUUGUACAUAAUGCAUUCAGUGCCAUUUAUCUGUCAUCCUGUGCUGAAUUGAGUACUCUGACUCUCAUAUUUCUAAAUUUCUUUCAUUUUUAAUUUUAAAAAGCUGCCAUCAAAAGUUCUUAGAAUUUAAUUGAACUUGACUUUUUUAAGUUCUGACCCCACCGCCAUUCCAAAACCAACUAGUAUUUGCCUUUGUGUGCACUCCCACAACACCAUCUCCGCACGUAUUCCAGUCCUUAUCACCACAGGUCAUGCGUUUAUGACAGUGUCACCCUCAGACGGCAAGAGGACUCCAUCAGCAGCUCAUGUGAUUCAAUAAUGACAUCACUUCAGAUAAAUAACCUGCUAUGUCAUCAACUACUUCUCCCAUCUAAUGCCAAAAUUGCAUCACCACAAACUGCCAUUGUUGUAUUUUUACUUUAUUUCCCUCAAGUUGCUGCCAUUUCUCACGUGACAAUAAAAUUUUAUCAAGAAAACAUGUUGUGUAGAAUAUAAUGUAUAAAAGUCUGGCUUCCCUUUAUAAUUUAGCCUGUCAGAUUGUUUGUAUUGUUACCAAGAAUUUUGGUUGAAAUCACUUUGUAAAGUAAAAUAAAUAAAAGUUAUUCUAAGAGCGAAAAACA
Messenger RNA from Nothobranchius furzeri (turquoise killifish), 5373 nucleotides. Lineage: Eukaryota; Metazoa; Chordata; Actinopteri; Cyprinodontiformes; Nothobranchiidae. The record is from RefSeq and is a predicted model, not a curated record.